ACACAUACUCACUCCGCUCCCGCGGUCCCCUUCCUCUUACCGGUGGGCCUCUUUCCCCACACACUCCUCUGAGGACUACCUCCAUUCCCCUUCCCGCCAUGGAAGGGAGUUCAUCCGAGGAGAUCGCCGCGACGCAGUCCACAACCCAGGUCAGCGCGCCAUCAGCGGCUCAUGAUCAGGCCCAUGCGGACACCAUGGACCUUUACGCCGUCCUUAUGGCAAUCCAGGCACAACUUAGUAUGCUUGGACCAUUGCAAGCGCAAAUCAAUGUGCUAGCCCUCGACGUCAACCGCCUCAAGGUCUCCCCUCAUCGCUCUCCCCACCGCUCUCACACCCCAUCCCCUACCGGCUCCGAGUCCGGCUCCCCACAACUCCAGAGUCCGAGACAUCGUGGUUCCCCCUCCUCUGGGGGCCAAGCCCAACACUCCCCCGCAGCAGUGGCGAGUGCUGCUGCCGCUCAGACCACCCCAUCUGCUGCGGCAGUUCUCCUGAUCACGGUCGCCCCUACCGUCUCUACUACUGCCGUAGAUGCUGCGGUCCAGACGCCUAGGCGCUACCAUUCCUCCGCAUACUUCGACGUGUUGGAGACUGGGUACGACUUUAUCCUUGGCACUCCCUGGUCUCGCCGGUUCCGUGGCACAGAGGCCGAAUGGGCGACCGAGACACUCGUUCUCAAAACGAAGUGUGGUCAGACUCAUCGCGUCCCGUUCAUUGGAACCACCGGCGACACCCCGCCCGACCUACCUCCCCAGAACCCUCGUCCCUCAAGGUCCCACCCCGACAUCACGUUCACUUCCCCUCGUCAGUUUGCUCACUUCAUACGACAGGAGGACGUCACGUUCUACUCAGUGAACGUCAUGAAUCUUCUUCGCUAUAAUCCACUUUGUCCCGAGGUUGAGCUCAUCUCUCUGGAGCCCGAUCCCCCUGACCCUUCCUCCAUCUUCGCGGCGCCCAUCUCUACGUCCAUCCGUCAGCCUGCGGAUACCCCCUCCACGUCCCAGGCCCCUGAGCCGUCGACUGUCGAGUCCACACAUACAUCUCGUGCCGACGCAGAUGCUGAGGAACUCACACGGUUCACGGCAGACUUAGAGCCCGCCGUUCGCGACCUGAUUCGAGAGUACCGCGACGUCUUCCCCCCGUAUUUCUCAUACAACAGGAUUCCCCCGAUGCGCAGUGUUGAGCAUUCUAUCCAGCUCGUACCUGACUAUCGUGUUCACCAUCAGGCACCGUACCGACUCUCGAUCCCAGAGGCGACGGAACUCAAGCGUCAGCUUGAGGAGCUCCUUCGACUGGGUUUCAUUAAACCCAGUAACUCCCCUUGGGGUGUACCUGUCCUCUUUGCAUGCAAAGCGGACGGAACUCUCCGCCUCUGCAUCGACUAUCGCGGCCUUAACCGUUACACGGUUAAGAACAGCUAUCCCAUGCCCCGCGCGGAUGAGCUGUUUGACCGUCUGGCAGGCAACCGCUUCUUCACGAAGAUCGAUCUUCGUAGCAGUUACCACCAGAUCCGCGUUGCCACAGAGGAUCAGCCGAAGACCGCUUUUCGGUCGUGCUUCGGCCACUACGAUUACCACCAGAUCCGCGUUGCCAUAGAGGAUCAGCCGAAGACCGCUUUUCGGUCGUGCUUCGGCCACUACGAGUUCACGGUGAUGCCAUUCGGUCUCACCAAUGCCCCAGCCACCUUCCAGACGGCAAUGAACGACAUCUUCAGGGACAUCCUUGAAGAAUACGUUCUCGUAUACCUGGACGACAUCUUGGUCUACAGUCGUACCUUAGAAGACCAUAUCAGACACCUCCGCGAUGUCCUACAACGCUUACACACGCGUGGGUUCUAUGCCAAGCUCAGUAAGUGCCGCUUUGCCCAGCGCAAAGUGGACUUCCUAGGACACCAUGUGUCUGACCAGGGUCUCCACAUGGACGACGUGAAGAUCACUGCUAUUGCAGAGUGGCCCAUUUUACAUAAAGAGUUUGAGACGCCGGACGCAGCCCACAAGGUCGUGAAGCUGAAGGCUUUCGAGAAAUUUGGGAAUACUGCAGAGGCACUGAGCGCAGCGACGGCUCUUGUGGAGAGCAAGCUCGACAAGCGGUUGAAAAAAUUCCUGAAGGCGCAAUGCCAAGGCGACACUCUGGCUCUCGCCGACUCCAAGUUGGGCAACAUCAUCAAGGAGAAACUGGGCAUCAACUGUAUGCAUGGAUCUGCAGUGAUGGAGCUGAUGAGGGGAGUGAGGGCACAGCUGUCAGAGCUUGUGGGUGCCUUUGCUGGGCAAGAUCUGACGCCCAUGAGCCUUGGACUGAGCCAUUCUCUCUCUCGGUAUAAGUUGAAGUUCAGCCCAGACAAGGUGGACACUAUGAUCGUCCAAGCAAUUGGCUUAUUAGAUGAGCUUGACAAGGAACUGAACACGUACGCAAUGCGUGUAAGGGAAUGGUACGGAUGGCACUUUCCCGAGAUGACGAAGAUUGUUUCGGAUAAUAUCGAGUAUGCCAAGGCCGUGAAGUUUAUGGGCACAAGAGAAAAUGCUGCAUCGCUGGACUUUUCUGGGAUAAUUGCGGAGGAGGUUGAAUCUGAGCUGAAGGAUGCUGCUGUUAUCUCUAUGGGAACUGAAGUCAGCGAGCAGGACAUGGAGAACAUCAUGGCUCUCUGCGACCAGGUCAUUGCACUCUCGGAGUAUCGUGCCCAGCUGUUUGAUUACCUCCGGAGUCGAAUGAGUGCCAUUGCGCCGAAUUUGACAGUUCUUGUGGGAGAGUUGGUGGGGGCGAGGUUAAUCGCACAUGCGGGAAGUUUGAUCAAUCUCGCUAAGCAUCCAGCAAGCACCGUUCAAAUCUUAGGUGCAGAGAAGGCAUUGUUUCGAGCGUUGAAGACGAAGCAUGAGACCCCGAAGUACGGGUUGAUUUAUCAUGCGUCCUUGGUCGGCCAGGCGGCUGCCAAGUACAAGGGAAAGAUUUCAAGAGUUCUUGCUGCGAAAUGCGCGCUCUCUGCUAGGGUGGAUGCACUGGGAGAGUCGCAAGAAGCAACGAUUGGGUUUGAGAGCAGGUUAAAGGUGGAAGCACGCGUUCGGCAAGCCGAGGGCAAGGCUCUGGGCAAGAUAUCUGGAGCCGCGAAAGGAAAGGCGAAACUGGAUGCUUAUGAUAAGGACAGGAAGGCGGAUGCGCCGGCACUUAUCACUGCCACAAGAACCUACAAUCCUGCAGCUGACAUCAGGGUACCAAAGGCGGAGGACAAAGAGAAGAAGCGGAAGAAGGCUGAAGAGGAGCCGACGCCAAUGGAGACUGACGAGGAGGCACCAAAGAAGAAAAAGAAGGGUGCAGACGGUGUUGCGGAAGUACAAGUCAAAAAGGAGAUGGACGAUGAAUCCAUGGAGGAGGACAAGGAGGACGUGAGUAAGCAGGAGAAGAAGAAGAAGAAAAAGAAGAAGGGCCUUGGUGAGGAUGAGAGCGGGAAGGUAAAAAAGGAGCAGGUGAUUGUUGAUGAGAUGAAGGACGGCGAAGGAUCUGCGGAGAAGAAGAAGAAGAAAAAAAAGGACUCCGCUGCCGAAGCUGAUGUGAUGCAGGUGGGCAGUGAAGAUGAUGGGGCGGCUGAUGGAAAGACUGAGAAGACGAAGAAGAAGAAGAAGAAGGACACAGGCGCAGGAUCGGCUGGGAAAGGGUCACCAGAUGAGGUAGAGAUGGAGGAAGCAGCUGCAAAGAAGAAAAAGAAGAAGGACCGAAAAGAGAAGAGCUGAGGAGUCGCUGCAGUUUAGAUUCAGUUGAGGUAAAACCAAUCACUGCUUGGACUUUGCCUGUCCCUUAGCGUUUCAUGGCAUGGAACUGGUUGCUUGACGCCUGAAUGAUAUGUGACCAUUUCUCCUGACAGCAGCGUCUAGAGUCUAGACCAUUGGUCUCAUGCUCUGCCAAUUUCUUUCGGCUGGGCUGGGCUUGUCCGCCAAGCUAUUCAAAUGCAACUUUUGCAGCCAGCAGAUGCGCUCCUUCCUGUGGAGCAAGCCGAUCUCCAACCCGAAAAGAUAUCUGGGUAGGUCCCCACUUUUCCCAUCUACGUGGAAACCGCUGUCAGCACUGACCCACAGGGGUCUAGGUACGACUCCAAAUUGGCAUCGGGGCAAAACAUUGCUAUGGUCAAUCGAAUCGACCAGAUAAACUCUACGGUGUCUCUCUUCUCUGUUUGCGACUUUGUGCGACUGUUUGAGAAGCGAGAAGAGGCGUACGAGGAAGUUUUAGGGCAGCGCCGAGCGCCGUUGGUGACGUCCUGCUUAGCGGCCAGAGGGAAGGGAGGAAGUUGGGGAAAAUUAAGGAAAUUAGGGCAGUGCUGAGCGCCGUUGGUGACGUCCUGCUUAGCAGCCAGAGUGAAGGGAGAAAGUUCGAGGAAGAUCGUAACUGGAGUAGAACGACUGGUCCAAUUAAUGAACGUCGGCUGAGUGAAGGGAAACGUUGGCGAAAAGGAGUCGAACCACUAGUCGCUGAUAAGUGGACGUUGCCAAGGGUAGCGGAGUUCUCCGUGUCGGUCUUUUGUGAAAAAAAGAGUGCUACCAGAGUUGGUCUCUAUUGUGUUGCUUGGUACGAGGGUGUUUAACGCAGGAGGGAGGGAGGCAUGAAGGCAUGAAGGCAUGAAGGAGACACAUAUGAUGAUUUGAAGUUAUCCUUGCGCUUCGACUGGAACAUCGUUACGAUGUUUCGAGGAAGACGAACUUUCAUUUCCAGUUUGCUAAUCCUGGAUCCUGAUGUGUCUCUGCGAAUGCACUGCUUUCUCUGUCGAACAUUUGAUUUGUUCUGCUGUUUCGGAGGGAAAAGCGAUACCUCACCUGCGGAGCACCGAAUGCCAUUGGGCCCAUUUUUCUUCGGAACACUGGAAGAGUGUUCUGAGCUUCUGCAGAGUUGUAGUGGGUCUCAUUUUUCCAGUGUAGUUUGUAGUGUCCAGGCUGCGGAUACGUCAGGCGGCUGAUGUGCGUGUGUUCCUGAUCGUCAAUUAGGUUUUUGCAUGAGAGCAUCGCAAGCUGUCAAGGUGGCACAGAUUAUGAAGUUAGUGUUGUUAAUAGAACAAUGACUUAGUCUACUGUGCGAGCAAGGAGGGAGGGUUAUAUGAUUAUAUGAUUGUCUCGAGCUCGAGGAGGAUUAUAUCUUGUAUUUCCAGAUCUGAAUGCUGGAGCUUUUCGGAUGCUGAAGCUGUUCGAAUGCUGAAGCUUGAUGUGAGGGAGGGUUAUAUGAUUAUAUGAUUGUCUCGAGCUCAAGGAGGAUUAUAUCUUACAUUUCCAGAUUCGAAUGCUGAAGCUUUUCGGAUGCUGAACCUGUUCGAAUGCUGAAUCUUGAUGCGAUUCUGCCUACUACGCCAUCUCCUUGUCUUUUCUUGUUUUUGUUUUUGUUUUUUUUUCUUCUUUCGUUUUCCUCCCUCCUUUUUUCUCUCGUUUUGAAAAAAAAAUUGGCGCCGGCCUUGAGCAGCAUACCAUCCGAGCUACAUCAUCAAUGCCUUUUGACCUUCAGUCGUGUUUUUGCUUUUUCAAACACAUGUGAUCAAUUCCUGUACUGUUCUGUGGAGCGAGUGAGAGGAGAAAUCUCCUUUCCUAUUCUCGAAAGGCCAAGUUUUUUAAGCCCAAGCCGUCCAUCCGUGCUCAAGCCGCCAAGGAGGGAACAUGUAGGAGCUGCACCCACCAGCAGGUGCGAUACCUGCCACAGCAGGUGGGCGAUACCAGUCAGGGGUCUGCUGGUAGCAUCAGGACCGAGCUCUUUUUUUCGAUGGGCCAGUUGCUGUGCCUCCCCUCUGCCCUUCUCCCCCUAGGAACAUCAGCACUCUCUGCUAAAUGCUCCUCAUGGGGACCACCGACUUAUCUCUAGCUGGCGGGUGCCAAUCUUGCCCAGGAAGGUGGUACAUGAGGCCAAUGUCGAUUGAACCCAAGACCUCCUGAAUGCCACUUGUGGCCUUGCCAACUGAGAUAGGCCGCCAGAUACAGAAUAUGAAUCUCUUGGGUACAGUGUUCCACCAAGUCGAACGUUUGGCCUUUUUUGCGGUCUCUUGACAGAAACUUUACCGUGCGUUACAUUCGGGGGACGCUGGUCUCGGGAGGUGUAUGUUGAGAUUGAUUGCUGUCCAAAGUUUGAGACAGUGGUCUGUUUCAUGCCACUGGCAAGCCUGCUGUUAUUAAACCACCAGGCGGGCCCUGUCCAGAGUCUGCUAACGUUUCGGAGAGGCUCAUUCGGAUUCUCCAGAUGUACUGGUGGUCCUGUCCCAUGUGAUCUCGAUUAGUCUCGUUACGUCUAUGCGGUGAGAUAAUGUAAGACGGAAGGAGAUAAAAGCAGUGGCGAGUUGCGAAUGUGUACCCACUUCUCGUGGCCCACACUGUUUGAGAGACGCCGAUUGUGAGAAGGGGUAGCUAUGAUUGUAGGUUCGCGGGUGGUGCUUUAGACGGUAAUGUCCCUUUGGUUGCACCAGUUGUCCAGUGCAUGGCUAUGUGCUCUGGGUGCUUAUUGGCAUGUGGUUUGAAGAACGCCAGAGGGUUUGAACUGCUGUGCAGGAGAUUCACAUGGGCUCAGGCUCAGGACGGUGUAGGAACAAAAGGGCAGGGCAGGGCAGGGCCGGGUAAUUUCCGUACUUGUGCUUCUGCUGUUGGAUGAUUGCUUUUUUGGCCUGGUGGUAUUGGGUGGUUGGUCCGUCUUCUUUGUGAAUUUUAGUGCAUGAUUGGGGUGUGAUUCGACUACGAAAUUGCGAACCCGCUCCUCCAGUUCAAUAUCAGGGCUUUUGCGUGUGGGAGUGUAAUGGUUGAACUGCAAGGUGCCAGCCUUUUGGGAGUGUGGGUGGGUGGUGCUGGGCGGGACGGUGGGCGGGUCCGGGUGUGCUUGUAUAUGGCUAGAACAGGAGGAAGUUGAUAUAUGCCAGAGGCUCUGGCGGAACAUCCCUGAUCGGUAAGGGUAGUUUUUGGGAUUACAGUUUUGACACUGUUGUCUGCGGCGCAGUUUAGGCACAGGACUGGACGUCAGGAUGGGGGAUAGCUAGGCUAUAGCCUGUUAUAUGUGACGUCCAAGCUGGAAAUAGAGAGGGAGAUGUUUGCGAUAGGAUUUGCUGCUUGGGAUGUAGUCGACGGCUUGAGCGGUUGGAGAAGGUUUUCUGGUUGAGGCGGAAGGUUGUUGCCAGUGCUUUUGCGUGUUUCGUGCGGCGGAUUCCUUCGUUGUUGCAAGAUAGACGAAGACGGCGAGGUAUAGCAGUGGACAUGGAGGUAGGUUGUUUUCAUCGAGUGAAAAAUUGAAAUUGGAUGGUACGUUGGAGAGAGAGAGAGAGAGAGAGAGAGAGAGAGAGAGAGAGCAGUGGACAUGGAGGUAGGUUGUCUUCAUCGCGUGAAAAUGGAAAUUGGAUGGUACAUUGUAGAGAGAGAGAGAGAGAGAGAGAGGGGAGCGGGAGGGGGAUCAUUUUUGAUUACCAAUCCAAUUUGCAGUUGUUGUUUGUAAUGCAAGAGAGCUUGGGGGGGAGGUGGUUUAAUUUGGGUGGUGUGUACAGGGAGAGGAGAGCCUUGCAUCAUGACAGAUUUACCUUUCCCUUUUAUCGGUGGGAGGUAGAUGCGUGUAACUUAAAUCCAGAUUAGGGCACCUACCGCGACAUUCCCUCCUUUCCUUAGAUUCGUUCGGGUGGUGAGUGCCGCGUUGUUGUUGUUGAUCUAUAGGCAAGGAUGCGGGUCCCGCCUGUGGGCUGGGUGAAGGCCUCGGUCUUGGUUCCACCUGACAUGGAUGAACCUAGGAUUCGGUCCAGGUUCAAGCUGUGCUGGUCCUUGGUAUAUGUAGGCUUGGCCUUAUGUGGCCGGUGAUGGCCGGCGAAAAGAGAGGAGAGGUUAAAAAGCAGUUGAUUGCGUUCGGUAGUUGUGGAGGCUUCUGGUCUGAUUUUCUCUCUAGUAAGAAAUCUUCAGUUCUUGUCAGAAGACUCGACUGUGUUUCUGUGUGGAAGCUCAACCCAUUAAUGUAAGAUUUAUUGCGUUUUUUAUAACUGUUUUUUUUUUUUUUUUUUUGGUUUGUUUGUUCUGUUCUUGAGACGUUCGAGGUCGUGCCUUUUCAAACCAAUU
Chara braunii is the source of this 8030-nucleotide messenger RNA. The record is from the annotation of a GenBank genome assembly. Lineage: Eukaryota; Viridiplantae; Streptophyta; Charophyceae; Charales; Characeae.